AUGUGGUUCCCGUUCCCCAGCGACUCCCCGGAGGACCAGACGACCCAUAACAGCAUGGUGGAGGACUGUUACCAGUGCCUGCUGGCCAUCGGCGCCACCCAGCCGGGCCGGACUCAGCUCAUCGCAAGGGACUCGGUACCGGUGCUGUGUCAGGCGGUCAUCAAGAAGAUGUAUGGCUAUGCCCAGGCUAUGCAGAUUAUGAGACAGCUGCUGGUGGAACACGGGAGGGAACUGUGGAACAAACAUGGAGACGCACUCACACAACUACUCACAGCCAUGGCCAAGGAGUUCACAGAUGCAGAUGACAUCAGCAAGUUUGUCCUGUGUGAGGAUCUGGGCCUUCUGCUAUCAGGGAGAGACAAGGAUGCUGGAGACUUUCUCCACUACAACUGGGCGGAAGACGUCUUGAACGGUCUCUUAGACAUCCUCGGGAGUUACAUAGGCCCAGAGCAGAGAAACCCUGCCCUGGAGCUGGCCUCCCUGAUGCUGGACCACCUCAGCCCAGAACAGAGAAACCUUGCCCUGGAGCUGGCCUCCCUGAUGCUGGACCACCUCAGCCAAGAACAGAGGAACCCUGCCCUGGAGCUUGCCUCCCUAAUGUUGGACCACCUCAGCCCAGAACAGAGAAACCCUGCCCUGGAGCUUGCCUCCCUGAUGCUGGACCACCUCAGCCCUGAGCAGAGAAACCCUGCCCUAGAGCUGGCAUCCCUGAUGCUGGACCACCUGGGUAUCGAGUGGGCGAUGUCCUGCAAUGUCAAGUUCGUUCUGCUGCUGGUGAACUUGGCCUGUGUGGAGGUCAGGAUGGUGCUGGAGGACCCCGACAUCAAACAGGUUUUCCUGAAGUCUUCCCUGAUGUCCGCCUGUUAUAACAUCCUGGAGUCAGCCAUCAUGUUCGCGUCCGUGACCCCUGACCUCCCGCUGGACCCCAAACAGAUCGAGCAGUUUGUUGAGUCUCUGCAGGGCGCGUACGUCGGGGUCACGUUCUUCCUGGCUCAGGUCGCACAACAGCCGCAGGACACGUGGUCCCACCCACUAGUGACGGCGUCAGUGCGAGUUUUGGGGGCGUGGCUCGCAGAGGAAACCUCAGCGCUGAGGGAGGAGGUCUACAGGAUCCUGCCGUUCCUCAUCAAACUGGGGAGCUUGUCCUUAGAUGACCCUGAGGACCAGUCCAAAGUAGCCGCGGGGGUGUCCAGCCUGUCUGAGGGGAUGGAGGAGUUGGACUUGCACACAGAACCAGGGAAGGAAAGAUAUCUCCCCAAGUCUGGGGUACUCAGCUUCCUGCUGCCCGGCCUGUGCCACCUGACGGCUGAAACCCGACCCCGAACCAUCCUGAUGCAGGCACAGGUGCACCAGGUGCUGGCCAGGUGUCUACAGCUGCACCUGUCCAGCUUCCUCAGCACCAAGGCACACCAGUCAGAGAUGGCGCUGCGCACCCUGUGUGGGAUCUUCCUGAAUCUGCUGGUGCUCAGUCCAGAACAGGUGACCUCUGACCCCACCGUGGCGGGCCUGCUGCACAGGAUCAUGGGAGCAGUGCCACAGUUAGGUUGUCCGGAACACACCGUGCUGCUGGCCAACUUUGUGGUGCUGUGUCUCAUGCAGGCCAGACAUGUCACAGACCUGCAGGAGACGGAAGUGACCAGACAGUUCUUCAGCACUGCAGUGGAGUUCCUGGGCGGGGCGUACCAUGUCACCCGCGGGGGUGAGCAGCAGCACUUGUCAGUCUCGCCUGCGUACACCCCCCACUGGGAUAGUAUCUCCGAACUAUGGUUCCUGGGCAUGCAAGCUCUGGUGUCGUGUAUUCCCCAGUUGCCAUGGUUACCUGGGAUCUUCCUAGAAACCGGCCUGUUGAAGAAUGUUGUUGCCCUGUUACAGGACAUCCCAGGAGGGGAAUUUGACCUUGACACAGUUGACCUCUACCAGAACAUGGUGGUGGAAGUUGCAAAGCAUGAUGGGAGAUGUCAGCAGUGGCUGCAGCAGAAUGGAGGCUUGGAAGUUGCAAGGUCCCUGGGGAUGGAGGAGCUUCUCCAGUGUCUCCUGUCAGCCCAGUCCUGAGUUCCGGGAACAAUGCCCUUCUCUAGCAGGCUUUUUUCCGGGAAAAUGAAACAUUGUGGAGCUUUUAGAGCGCCUGCCUCCGUCUCAUCUCCUGCGAUGGAAGAUUGGACCGUAACCCGAUUAGCAUCGAGCGAGCUGCAGCCGGCAGAAUCACCGUAUAAUGCAAUUAUAGAUUUUCAAUCAUCGACCGUAAUUUUGUGCCUGCACUUUGGAGGCACAGGGGAAAUCGGGGAGAGAACCCAGAGGUUUUACGCCGAACAGAAACGCUUUUCUGCACUUCGGAGGAAAGUUUGCGGCGGGGGCGACGCUCGCAGGAACUUUGGGGUGGCGUGUGAUUGGGCCGCGGCGUCUGGCACGGGGAACGGAAACGGAAUGUCGGCCGAGAUGACAUCAUGAGAUUUCCCGCGAGGAGCGAGCUGUUGUUCAUCUUUACUCGCAGAGAUAUAUUUUUUUUUUGUUCUCUGAACAGCAGAAGAAGAUGGAAUGAUAAACAUGUACUUUAUACGCAUCACAAAGAAAAUACAGAAGAACAUUGUUUAUAGCUUUAAUUGUUGGUGGCAGGUGGGAAAAUGUUCAGAGGUUUAAGUAAAUAUAUGCUAUUUUUGUAUCUGAGGCUUUGUGGAAAGCACUGCGAAGCUCUAUUCUAUGGGAAUUUUCUUCGUUAAGUUGGAAAUUUCAUUUGCGGACGUCACAGACUUGUUAAUGUGCCUAUCCUCCAGCCCUGCCCUCCAGGUUUCAAUUGCAGGCCUAAAAAUUCCAGCGGAAUCGAAUCUUCUGACCAAAAUUCCAUUAUUUCAUUCCGCUGACAGGAGGACCAAUUACCAUUACCCCCCUCUCAGCAGCCGGCUUGUUUUCACUUGUAAUGUUAAGUAAAGACAUUCUGCCCCUUAAUGUUGUUUGGAUACUUAACGUCGUUACCGGCUAUUUAAGCCCCGAACAUUAAAUUGUGCAGCGGUUCGAGCAGGAUGAAUGUCCUGAGAUGAUGCGGUUAUCUGUGGGGAGGGGGGAAUCCUUGUCUAGUCUGGCUUCAACCAUAGUUUCAGACAUCUUACUAUUCUUUCUAAGGUAUUGACCAAGAACAAGACUAUGUUAGAAAACGGGGGGAAAAUGUUAGGCCUAGAUAUUAAAUUGUGUAGUGGUACAAGUGGGGAUGAGAGUCCUGGAAUGCUAUCUUUGGGGAAAGAAUAAUCCUUGUCAGUUCUGGCUCCAACUGUAGUUACAGGCGUCUUACCAUUCCUUUUAUCGUAAGGUUUUCAGAGAGCCUAUGUUUGGCACACCACAUUUGUGUUGAGGCAGGUUUAUGACUUGAUCACAUCCUUGUUGCAGAUGCAGAUGUUGCAUCCAGACUUCAGCUGGCUAAUGGUCAUGGCUAUAUACAUUGUAUGUAGGUCCUUUUCAGCAUUUCUGACAAGCUUUGCUAAAAGUCUGUGGACAGGCGUCAAUGUCUGCACAAAUUCAGCUCCUUGUGAAAGAAGUGGUUGCCAUGUGUCCUUUUUGGCUGUUCCAUCAAAGCCUCGCCGAAAAUCCUUCCACAAAAGCGUAAGAUUAAUAUUUGAUAUAGUUUUAAAAGCACUCUUUUUUAUGUUGAGCAAUACGAAUGUGGAAAUGGAGCGAGAUGUAUUCUUAUUAAUUACCUUUGUAACAAUUAAACAUUUACAAUACAGGAGAGGGUAACGGCAGUACGUGUAUUCAGUCUGUUUAUUGACUGGGUAGCUUCUUACUUUGCUAUGUUGAUCAACAACAAGAGUAACAUCCACAAUAAAUAUAUCAGCAAGUGGUAAUAAAUAAUGGAAUAAAUCA
Molecule: messenger RNA, 3852 nt
Organism: Branchiostoma floridae (Florida lancelet)
Lineage: Eukaryota; Metazoa; Chordata; Leptocardii; Amphioxiformes; Branchiostomatidae
Product: neurochondrin-like
Exons: 20
Coding region: 1-2052 (683 amino acids)
Biological process (GO): neuron projection development; regulation of neuronal synaptic plasticity
Cellular component (GO): dendrite
Source: RefSeq, a predicted model, not a curated record